This is a messenger RNA of Trametes versicolor FP-101664 SS1, 834 nucleotides long. RefSeq lists its product as uncharacterized. Lineage: Eukaryota; Fungi; Basidiomycota; Agaricomycetes; Polyporales; Polyporaceae. The record is from RefSeq and is a predicted model, not a curated record. The transcript is spliced from 3 exons. Bases 1 to 834 code for a protein of 277 amino acids.
AUGUUUUCCAAGAACCUCGCUGGACUCUUUUUCGCGGUCGCCGCAACGUUCGCCGUGUGCGCCAAAGCAGACGAUUCAGCACCACCCGCCGCGACCUCGCUUCCCUCUGGAAUACCCAUACCGACUACUGUUACGCAGUGCGCUCAGAGCUGCAUUUCCCAAGCAGCGCUACAGAACGGCUGUGCUGACCCAUCGGCAGAGGUUACUUGUAUCUGUAAAAACCCGCUGUUCAUCCAGGGCGCACUCCAGUGUGUCCAAAAGGGAUGCCCACCGGAGGAUAGCGUUACGGCUCUGCAAGCGUAUGAACAGAUAUGCGGCGCUCCCGCCUCAGGGCCUGCGACCGCCGUUCCAACCGCGACCGGUUUCUCAACACUCUCCAGCCCCGCCUCGUCCUCCGCGUCAGGGAGCGCAUCUGCGUCCGACCACAUCUCCGCCAACUCCACCGACUCGUCGAAGCACAGUGGCCACCAGACCUCCUCCGGCGCGACCUCAGCAUCGUCGGGUGUCUCCCAAAGCACCCUCACCACCGUCAGUGUCUCGAGUUCCCUCACCGUGACACCCGCUGGCUCGACGACCACCGUUCUGCCGACUACCCCGACCUCGCUCGAGGCAGCAGCCAACGCGAGCAGCGGGAGCGCGUCGGGCACAGACGCGUCCUCCUCCGGAGUCCCGAGCGCCCCGCCGGCCCCGAGCAGCAGUGCCCCCGCCGCGAGCCAGACGAAGAACGCGGCGACGGCGAGGCGCAUUAUCGGCGGCGGGUCCGGAAUGGGCGGGGUGAUGGGCGUGGGUGUCGCGAUCCUUGGAGUUGCGUUUGGGGCUGGUUUUGUUCUUUGA